AUAAUUUUGACAUUUGAUUUAAGCAGAAAAAAUCAGCAGGAAGAAUUGCAAAAAAUUUUAAUUUUUAACAAAUAAUUGGCUUUUUAUUAUUAACAAAAAAAUUUGUACAAAAUGCCUGUCGUCGCUAUUAAAACUGAAGAAGAAUACAAACAAAUUAUCAGUGCCGAUAAAACCUCUGUUGUCUUAUUUUCUGCCGACUGGGCUGAACAAUGCAAACAGGUUCAAGAUGUUUUGGAAGAUUUAACAAAAUUGUUAGCUGAUAAAUUGGCAUUCGUUAAAAUAACUGCUGAGGAUUUUCCCGAAAUUGCCAUGAAACAUCAGAUUGAUGCUGUUCCCACAGUCAUAAUCUUUGCCAAAGGUACAGCUAUCGAUCGUGUAGAUGGCGUAGACAUUGCCAAUCUAACCGCUAAAUGUAAAAAGUUGGGAGCUGCUGCAGUUAGUGAACAACCCUUGGAGGAACGUUUAAAGGCACUCAUUAACAAAUCGCCCUUAAUGAUAUUCAUGAAAGGUGAUCGUCAAGCACCAAGAUGUGGUUUCUCCAAACAAUUAAUAGCCAUAGUCAAUGAAUUGGGACUUCCUUACGAAACAUUCGAUAUUUUAUCUGACGAAGAGGUGCGUCAAGGUUUAAAAACCUUUUCCGACUGGCCCACAUAUCCUCAGGUCUAUGUUAAGGGUGAACUUGUUGGUGGUUUGGAUAUAAUUAAAGAACUUAAAGCCAACAAUGAGUUGGAGCAAACUUUAAAAGGUGAAUAAAGUUUUAUAAACAAUUUAAUUUAUAAAAACAUAUUUCGUAUUUUUUUUAUAUAUAAAUGAGUAUACACACACACAAGCAAA
Molecule: messenger RNA, 834 nt
Organism: Calliphora vicina (urban bluebottle blowfly)
Lineage: Eukaryota; Metazoa; Arthropoda; Insecta; Diptera; Calliphoridae
Gene: Grx3
Product: Glutaredoxin 3
Exons: 4
Coding region: 112-753 (213 amino acids)
Biological process (GO): intracellular iron ion homeostasis
Cellular component (GO): nucleus; cytosol
Source: RefSeq, a predicted model, not a curated record